CAGCUUGAAAUAUAUUGGAAUUUUUAUUUAGAAAGCUUUAAUUAUUUAGAUUUUUAUGGAAUAACCAGAGAUCCAACGACUAAUGAAUUUGCAAUGAUUUUAGAAUUUGCAAAUAAUGGAAAUUUGAGAAAUGCUCUCUCAUAUAAAUUUAAUAGUAUUUUAUGGAAAGAUAAAAUUUUGUUGUUAUAUGAUUUGGUUGUUGAUCUUAGCAAUAUGCAUAAAUUGGGAUAUUUUCAUAAAGAUCUACAUAGUGGAAAUAUAUUGCUAAAAGAUAGAUUAUCAUAUAUUUCAGAUUUUGGAUUAUCUGUGCCAGCAAAUGAACAAAAAUCAGAUAAUAAAGUGUAUGGUGUAUUGCCAUAUAUUGCCCCAGAAGUUUUAAACAAAGAGCCAUACACUUCGUCAUCUGAUAUUUAUAGUUUUGGUAUAAUUAUGAUCGAGUUAUCAUUUGGAAAACCACCAUUUUACAAUAGAAAACAUGACUUACACUUAGCAUUAGCUAUAUGUGAUGGACUCAGACCUGAAUUUGGGAAAGGAACACCUGAGGUUUAUAAGAAAUUAGCAUAUAGAUGUACAAAUGCUAAUUCAAUUAAAAGACCAACAGCUGAUGAAUUAUUCGAUAUAAUGGAACUCUGGCAUAGAUCUAUUAUCUUUGGAGAAAAUUUUAGUUAUAAUGGAAAAGAAAUUAAAGCCAUACUUGAAGAGGCUGAUAUAGAAAUACCAAAUAUUUCAACCUUUUACGAAAAAGAUCCUGAUGCUAUAUAUACCAGCCGAGAACUCACUUUUAAUAACCUAUCAAAACCCAUUAAUUCCUCUAUUAUUAGUUCAUAUCUUCAAGAGGACAAAAUUAAUGAAGGUACUAUUGAUUUAAAGUUUAUUAUAAAUUUAUUGAUAAUUAACCUAUUAUUUUUUUUAUUUAGCAACCUAUCAUGA
Molecule: messenger RNA, 930 nt
Organism: Rhizophagus irregularis DAOM 181602=DAOM 197198
Lineage: Eukaryota; Fungi; Glomeromycota; Glomeromycetes; Glomerales; Glomeraceae
Source: RefSeq, a predicted model, not a curated record